Lactuca sativa (garden lettuce) is the source of this 624-nucleotide messenger RNA. Lineage: Eukaryota; Viridiplantae; Streptophyta; Magnoliopsida; Asterales; Asteraceae. The record is from RefSeq and is a predicted model, not a curated record.
AUGUUUGGACUUAAAAAUGGUCGUGUUUAUGUUUCACGACAUGUUGUUUUUUAUGAAUUGGAUUUUCCUUUGAGAAAUAAAAGUGCAGGGUCUUUACUUGGUCCAACACAGCAACAACUGAGGACCAACCAUAUGGAUGAAAAUAUGCAGCAACCGUUUUCAAACUCAAACUCACCUGCCACUUCACAACCCAACAUUGCAGUAGCUCAAAACUCUAUAGAAAUCCACAAUCCAAAUAUUAAGCAAACAACUCCCACACAAAACCUAAUUCCAACACCUAAUCCUCCAACACCAACCACGCCUACAACAAUACCAGGUGACCAUCAGUAUACAUGCGUUGGGCAAACAUCACAACUAAACUUAAAUCCAGAUGCAUCCUCUUCACCAGCCACCCCUACAUCAUCUUCACCCAAAGUUCAAAAAUUCACUCCUGAGGUUUGCACUCCCUCACCUGCCAUACCUGCAUCUUCAAGUAUUACACAUCCAGCCCCUGAAAGUCCAGAUAGUUUAAACUCAACCCUCAAAAUCAGGUCUCUUGCUGAUAUCUACCAGAAAACAUCACCCCAUCCAUUGCCACAUGGUCUGAUUGCCACCAAAUUAGAUGACGUGUUUUCUGAACCUUGA